Molecule: messenger RNA, 2266 nt
Organism: Eucalyptus grandis
Lineage: Eukaryota; Viridiplantae; Streptophyta; Magnoliopsida; Myrtales; Myrtaceae
Product: cytochrome P450 704B1
Exons: 6
Coding region: 480-2081 (533 amino acids)
Molecular function (GO): iron ion binding; heme binding; oxidoreductase activity, acting on paired donors, with incorporation or reduction of molecular oxygen
Source: RefSeq, a predicted model, not a curated record
UAAUAAAUGUGGGCUUAUCAUAAAAGAGCAGUGCAGAAUCGCUUCCAUUGUUCAGCAUAUUAAUUUUUUUCAGCUUAUUCAGAUCGGUGAGGAUUAUCAAGAGGAGAAGCUAUCUGUGUGAUGUUCACGGGCAGCUAGUAUCGCAUAUGUUCACACUAGUAAAGGAGGGUAUCAUUUACUCCAGCAAAUUUGGAUCAUUUCCAUCAAUUGCUUUAGUGCAUCUUACUUAUUCCCUAUCAAUGUGCACCAAAUUCAUGACUCACUUUUACCGUCGGAAGUUGAGUGAAAUCAGGUUGGUGGUUCAAAAGAUGUGAUUGUUCUUGAACCUAAGCUUCUUGCAAAGAGCACGAAAAGAUUGUUUUCAAACAGAAACUAAUCCACCAUCUUUUUAUCUGUCCAUCUAUCAAGCGGUAACCUACUUCCUAUGCACAUUAUAAGAACCGGUCCAUGUGUAGAACUUCAUUCUAUGUUAUUCCAGAAUGGAAGCCCAUGGUCUCUCGUUGGCACAUUAUCUCCCAGAUGUACAUAUGGGAUGGUUGACCUCUAUUUGUGUCAUUGUGUCGUGGAUCAUUAUCCACAGAUGGAACCAGAGGAAUAAAAAUGGCCCGAAGACGUGGCCACUGGUAGGGGCAGCGAUCGAGCAGUUCAUGAAUUACGAGCGGAUGCAUGAUUGGCUAGUUGAGUACUUGUCCAAGAUGAGGACCGUUGUGGUCCCUAUGCCAUUUACAACCUAUACCUACAUUGCAGAUCCGGAAAAUGUAGAACAUGUCUUGAAGACCAACUUUGCAAAUUAUCCAAAGGGGGAAGUUUAUCAUUCAUACAUGGAAGUUCUGCUCGGAGACGGGAUAUUUAAUGUGGAUGGUGAAUCUUGGAGGAAGCAAAGGAAGACCGCGAGUUUCGAAUUCGCUUCCAAGAAUUUGAGGGAUUUUAGCACUGUGGUCUUCAGAGAAUAUAGUCUGAAGCUUUCUUCUAUCCUAAGUCAAGCUUCAUUCUGCAACAAAGAGGUGGACAUGCAGGAACUGUUGAUGAGGAUGACUUUGGACUCCAUAUGCAAAGUGGGAUUCGGUGUUGAAAUAGGAACUUUGGCUCCGGAUUUACCAGAUAACUGCUUCGCUCAAUCUUUUGAUGCAGCAAACAUAAUUGUGACCUUUCGAUUCAUCGACCCCCUCUGGAGGAUCAAGAAAUUUCUGAAUGUAGGGUCUGAAGCUCUUCUUGACAAAGCCAUCAAAGUGAUAGAUGAUUUCACCUACUGUGUCAUUAGAAAGCGGAAAGCCGAGGUAGAAGCAGCUUGCAAGUCCCGUGAAGAUGCAAAGAUGAAGCAUGAUAUACUGUCAAGAUUCAUCGAGCUAGGUAAUGAUCUGGAGAGCAAUUUAACUGACAAAAGCCUCAGAGACAUCAUGCUGAACUUUGUGAUUGCGGGGCGUGACACGACAGCAACCACCCUUUCAUGGUCUAUUUACAUGAUAAUGACCCAUCAAAAUAUUGCCCAAAAGAUCUAUUCAGAACUUGAAACUUUGGAGAGAGAUCAAGCGAGGGAAGAGCAGGUCUCACUGCUUCCUUACAAUGUGGAUGACCUUAAAUCAUUCAAUCAGAGAGUGUCGCAAUUCGCAAAACUAUUGACAUAUGAUGCCCUUGGAAAGUUGCACUACCUACAUGCUGUGAUCACGGAAACGCUGCGCAUGUAUCCAGCAGUACCUCAGGAUCCGAAGGGUGUGUUGAAGGACGACAUAUUGCCUGAUGGGACGAAAGUGAAAGCAGGAGGGAUGGUGACGUAUGUACCAUACUCCAUGGGAAGAAUGGAGUACAAUUGGGGUCCCGACGCCGCUUUGUUCAAGCCCGAGAGGUGGCUGAAGGAGGGUUUCUUUCAAAAUGCUUCCCCGUUCAAGUUCACCGCAUUUCAGGCAGGGCCGAGGAUAUGCCUAGGGAAGGACUCAGCAUAUCUGCAGAUGAAGAUGGCACUGGCCAUUCUGUGCCGGUUUUACGAGUUCAAGCUGGUGCCGAACCACCCGGUGGAGUACAGGAUGAUGACCAUUCUAUCGAUGAAGCAUGGCCUGAGGCUGACAAUAGCAAGACGCCCUUGAACCAUAACCACAUUUCUCAGUUUUCACCGGCUUCUGUUGCAUUAGCUUAGUUCCAAGAGCCUAAGAUGCUGUCACAAUCUACAUCUAUUAUGGUACUUUAGUCAACUCCAUGGACAAUGUUUCUGCAGGACAAGUGAUUUGUGGCACCGAAGAGGGAUAAUAUAGAGUCCUCAAUCAUUUCAAUC